Lycium ferocissimum is the source of this 2280-nucleotide messenger RNA. RefSeq names its product indole-3-acetic acid-amido synthetase GH3.10-like. The record is from RefSeq and is a predicted model, not a curated record. Bases 179 to 1987 code for a protein of 602 amino acids. Gene Ontology annotation, cellular component: cytoplasm. Gene Ontology annotation, molecular function: acid-amino acid ligase activity. The transcript has 6 exons. NCBI's taxonomy places the organism in Eukaryota, Viridiplantae, Streptophyta, Magnoliopsida, Solanales, Solanaceae.
UUUAUUGGUAGACAAAAGUAGCAGGUAUUCGGUUAUGGCAAAGUUAAUAUUUGUACCGUUGAUCACUUAAAUUUGACACACAGAACCAAAGAACAUAAUUGGAAGACCACCAAUUGCAAAUAGCGUACCCCAAAAUAUCUCAACUCCAUCCAAUUACCACCUUAUAACUGCCUAUCAAAUGGAACAUGAAACAGAGUUCAAUCAUAAGCACAGAGAAACAGACAUCAUACGUUGGUUCGAGGAUGUUGCCGAGGAUGCCGCCGCCGUACAACGGCUGACACUUAGACAGAUUCUUGAACUCAACUAUGGUGUCGAGUAUCUCAAGAAAUGGCUUGGAGAUAUUAAAAUUCAAGAAAUAUUGGAUGAAAAUGCAUUGGAAUCAAUAUAUGCCUCUUUGGUCCCUCUUUCUUCUCAUGCAGAUUUAGAACCUUUUACACAAAGAAUUGCUGAUGGAGAUACAACUCCUCUCAUCACUCAACAGCCCAUUACCAAUCUAUCCUUGAGUUCUGGAACCACUGAAGGAAGACAAAAAUUUGUGCCCUUUACUCACCAUAGCUCCCAAACUACUCUUCAGAUUUUCAAGUUGGCAGCAGCAUAUAGAUCAAGAAUUUAUCCAACAAGAGAAGGAGGAAAAAUUCUUGAAUUCAUAUACAGCAGCAAACAAUGUAAAACCAAAGGAGGAGUAAUAGCAGGAACAGCCACAACUCACUAUUAUGCUAGUGAUGAAUUCAAGAUUAAACAGCAACAAACAAAGUCCUUCACUUGCAGCCCUGAAGAAGUCAUUUCAAGUGGAGACUACAGACAAUCAACAUAUUGUCACCUCCUCCUUGGCUUAUAUUUUUCACAUGAAGUUGAAUUUGUUACCUCAACUUUUGCUUAUAGCAUAGUACAAGCAUUCAGAUCAUUUGAAGAAAUGUGGAAGGAAUUGUGCCAUGACAUUAGGGAAGGUAGUCUUAGUUCAAGUAUCAACAUAACCAGAGUCCGAAAAGCCGUGUUAGGUGUCACUCAACCUAAUCCAGAGUUGGCUUCAAGAAUUGAAAAUGUUUGUGAGGAGCUAGAAAGAGCAGAUUGGUUUAGCAUAAUUCCAAGAUUAUGGCCAAAUGCUAAGUAUGUCUACUCAAUAAUGACAGGGUCAAUGCAGCCAUAUUUAACAAAAUUAAGGCAUUAUGCAGGGGAAUUGCCUCUGGUGAGUGCUGAUUAUGGCUCCACUGAGAGUUGGAUUGGAGUAAAUGUGGAUCCUAAAACUCCACCAGAGAAAGUUACUUUUGCAGUGAUACCCACUUUUUCUUACUUUGAGUUCAUACCCCUUUAUAGACAGAAGUCAAACUAUAAUUACCAAAACGGUAAUGUUAAUUCAGCAAAUGAUGAUUUCAUAGAAGGUGAUCCUGUGCCCUUAGCUCAAGUCAAGAUUGGUCAACAAUAUGAAAUUGUCCUUACUACUUUCACAGGUCUAUAUAGAUAUCGAUUAGGGGAUGUGGUAGAAGUGGCCAGUUUUUACAAGAAGACCCCCAAACUUAACUUCAUAUGCAGGAGAAAGUUGAUAUUGACAGUGAACGUCGAUAAAAACACCGAAAAAGACCUCCAAUUAGUGGUGGAAAGAGCUUCACAGAUACUAAGCAAGGCAAGACGAGCCGAGCUAAUAGAUUUCACUAGCCACGCGAACGUGACAAAGCAACCGGGGCACUAUGUGAUUUACUGGGAGAUCAAAGGGGAAAUUAAUGAAAGGGUACUCGAUGAGUGUUGCAGAGAAAUGGAUGCUUCUUUUGUGGAUCAUGGGUAUGUUGUGUCAAGAAGAACAAAAUCGAUUGGACCAUUAGAGCUUUACAUUGUGGAGAGAGGCACUUUCAAGAAGAUAUUGGAAUAUUACAUACGAAAUGGGGCUGCUUUGAGUCAAUUCAAGAUUCCUAGAUGCACUAGCAACGAAGUGUUACUAAAAAUCCUUAAUGCAUGCACAAUUAAGAGGUUUCAUAGCACAGCUUAUGGGUGAUUAACUAGAAUGCGGUAAUUAUUCAGUCGAAUAUUACAAGUGUUAACCAUGUACUCCCUCCGUCCCCAUAUUAUUUGGCCACUUUUCCUUUUACACGUCCCUUAAGAAAUCAUAAAUAAAAGAUGUAUUUUGCUAUCUUACCCUAUCUCUCUCCAAUAAAUACAUUCUAAUCAAUAUUAACUUUUUUCAAGAACAUUUAAUACUAAGGGUAAGAUGAGAAAGAUUUAACUAAUUUUAUCUUGAUUUUGUAAAUGAACAGGUAAUUUGGGACAUAUAUUUUUAGUAAUGUAGCC